Molecule: messenger RNA, 2587 nt
Organism: Oncorhynchus nerka (sockeye salmon)
Lineage: Eukaryota; Metazoa; Chordata; Actinopteri; Salmoniformes; Salmonidae
Product: T-box transcription factor TBX3-like
Exons: 8
Coding region: 1-1857 (618 amino acids)
Biological process (GO): cell fate specification; regulation of transcription by RNA polymerase II; positive regulation of DNA-templated transcription
Cellular component (GO): nucleus
Molecular function (GO): DNA-binding transcription factor activity, RNA polymerase II-specific; RNA polymerase II cis-regulatory region sequence-specific DNA binding
Source: RefSeq, a predicted model, not a curated record
AUGGCAUUCCAACCGUUUUUACCAAACACUGCUUCGGAUAUCACCUUCGACACAAUGCUGGCCCGACAACCUCCGUUUUUCCCUGUCAUUGCACUAACUUCCCACAGGUCUCUUCCCUUGCCUGUUGCGCAAAGGCACCCCACGCUGGAUCUAGGCAAUGCCGAAACGAUCCUCCGCUUAUCCUCGCUGGAACACCAUGCUGCCACCCAGUCUGCCAAGCUCAGGCCUCCUAAAACGGGGGGGACAGAGGAUGCCAACGAGGGUGAUCCAAAGGUUAACUUGGAGGCGAGGGAACUUUGGACACAAUUCCACAAAUUCGGCACUGAAAUGGUCAUAACAAAAUCAGGAAGGCGCAUGUUUCCAGCGUUCAAAGCCAGAUGUACUGGCUUGAACAAAAUGGCAAAAUAUAUUUUGCUGAUGGAUAUUGUGGCGGCCGACGAGUGCAGGUACAAGUUUCACAACUCACAUUGGAUGGUAGCAGGAAAGGCAGAUCCUGAAAUGCCAAAGAGGAUGUACAUACACCCAGACAGUCCCGCUUCUGGCGAGCAAUGGAUGUCAAAAGUGGUCAAUUUUCACAAACUAAAAUUGACAAACAACAUAUUGGACAAGCAUGGGUUUACGAUACUUAACUCAAUGCACAAAUACCAGGUUAGGUUUCACGUUGUGAGGGCCAACGAUAUCCUACAACUGCCAUAUAGCACGUUCAUGACCUAUGUCUUUUCUGAGACAGAAUUCAUCGCUGUAACUGCAUAUCAAAACGAUAAGAUUACACAACUGAAAAUUGAUAACAAUCCUUUCGCAAAAGGAUUCCGUGACACUGGCAAUGGGAGAAGAGAAAAAAGGAAACAACUGAGGAUUAAUUCACAAAAAUCCAAUGAGACACGAAUGCAAGAAGACAAUGAAAUCUCUUGUAACUCUUUGGAUGAGGCUCCACUGAAAAGCGCAGGAAACUCAAAAUCAUCCGAUGUCUGCGAAAGUGCAAGCGAAAGCAGUCAAGAAAGCAAGGAUGGGCAUUACGUUGGACAAGACUUGCGAAAAAUCUCAACUGCCACAGAGAAACUGAAACCUGGUCCAAAUAUUAUCACAGCGCACUGCAAAACGGACAGGGCUUUAGUGGACUCAUUCGGCGCCGAAACAGACCCAGAUAAUCCAAAACAGGACCAUAUAAAUGCCAUAACUGGCGGUAGGACACGUUGCUUUAGAGCAGAGGAGCCGAAUGCAACGGAUAAUUUUAUUCACUGCUAUUCUUAUCCACCGGAUUUAACAAGAUAUAUCAUCAACCCCUUGGGUGUCGCACACCGUCUCCUACACCCCGCUGCCCAAGUCAACAUGCAGGGGAGAACUUUCUCCAGUGUAGCAACCAUGGGUCACAGGCUGGCAGCUGUGUCAUCUGGCGGAGUGUGCGCCAUGGGCACGGCUGGUAUCCUGGCAUCUUCUUUACAAAGAGUGUCAGGAACGUCAGGAUUACCCGUGAACUUUCAGCAGCAUGCUAUGGCAUCACAGGGCCUCACCGUUUCUCCAAUUGGUGGUAUUUUUCCCUACCCCUACUCCUAUUUGGCAGCAGCGGCUCCUCAGUCCACCACAGCAUCGACCCCAGUGCGCCCUCGAACCCGGUUCAGACCCUACUCCAUUCCCAAUAGCGUACCAGACAACUGUUCGACACCACUGAAAUCUAUUCAUUUUAUGACUGAUAGAGACGUGAAUUGUAACAUUUUUGGAAAGGGUCCGAUUGCUGCCAGAUUGGACUGUAGGCCUACAUCAGAGGUCAACAUCAAUUCCUUGCCACUUGGUUAUUGUGCGCCACCGGCAAAAAGCGUAUCCAGCAAGGGUGGCAUGGAUCAGCUUCAAUGUAUGUAACAGUUGGUCAGCGGCAUAGACUCCUAGACAGAGAUUUAUCUUCCUAGGAAAUACAUCUAACAAACUGAUCAAAAUUAUGAGAUUUUUCUUUAUUGCAUUUGAAUGAAGAUUGAAGUGUUUGAUAUCAAACCAAAAGGCAUUUAAAAAAGUAUCAUAAUGCAGAAUGUAUAACAUUGUUUACGUCUGUGGGAUAUGGUUGCGCUUGUGUGUUGUUACUGUAAUGUGUUUGUUGGUGGCACUGAAGUUUAUCUGCUAUAAAUCUCCAAUGUUUUCACUCAGCCAAUUACUUCUACAGAAACAGUUUUGAACCUCUAUAUUUUCCAACCAAAGAACGAGUGUAGAUUCAAAUGUAAAUAUGAUUUAUUUCGGUUUAGAAGUCUUUGAGAAAUUGGAGAAAUUCGUUUUCUAUUCAUUCACAUUUUUAUGGAGGAAUGUUUUUGCUGACUUGUUAAACAUUGAAAAAGUGGUGUGUCAACUACCAAUAUAAUUUGCAGUUUCAAUAUUUUAUGAAGACAAUAUUGUCAAAAUAACCAUUACAUGUUUUUGUAGAUCCAAAACAAUUGUCACAAUAUUUUUGGGGAGAAUCUUGUAUACCUAUAAAUUAUUACAACCAAUUAUUGGUUUAACAGACAUAGGCCUAUAGCUCUUUGCAUGAUUGUUAAUUUGAAUAACUGCACUUAAAUGUGUUUUAUGAACUCCACAAAAUAAUGUUCAACGAAAUAAAAGUAUU